GUAGCCUCUUUACUAUUGGGUGCCGGAAAUGAUCCCGAAGCGGAGCUGGUUGGGUGUUUUCUUUGCUGUCUACAUUCAUCUCUGGCGGGCACAUCGAAAGUUGGCAAACGCGCAGCAGGAGCUGUCCUAUGAGAAUCUUACUGAGCCACUGCUGGAUGGACAGCUUCAGGCCCUAGACUUCGUCGACAGGAAUGGCCAUCCUCGCCGGAUUAGUGCUGUGUCAACACCGCCUGGAUGGUCGGGCAAGAGUGUGGUUUUGAUCCAUGACCUGAAGAUGAGACUGGAGACCUGGUCCCCAGUUUGGGAGUUGCUGAGGGAGGAUGGCCAUCAAAUCAUAGCUGCCGACCUGCCAGGGCACGGCGGGAGCAACUUGACCGAGGGAUCUUUGGAACUAUCCUCACUUGCAGCAGACAUUUGGCACAUCAUGGAUCACUUCGGAGUCAGCGAGGGUGUGCUGGUUGGCCAUGGCGUGGGUGGCUUUCUUGCAUUGCAGUACUUGGUGGAAUACCGGAAGGACGCCACGAGAAGGCUGCCUUUUGGCUUCGUUUGCGUGGCGUGCACUGCGGGCAACUUGCAGCAGGUGAUUGGCCGAGAGAAUUCCCUUUUCGGCCGAGAAACGCUGCGCCACAUGGCCACUGGCUUCGCUGCUCUGCGGCUGCCGGAGCUGUUCGCCUAUUUUGAGUUCUCCGGCGAGGCUUCAGUGUCAAAACGCCUGGGGUCCAAGGCCUCUUACGCCGAGGUGCGCGUCGUCCUGGAGGCAAAACGGAGAGCCCAUAGCGACUGGGCCCUACGGAAUCUGAGCGACAUGUUAUGGACCCUAGACCUUCACCCAGCGAUCUCUGCGUUGACCUUGCCGAGCAGUGUGCUCCUGUGUGGCAGUGAUGACAGGAAUCCGCAGCCACUGGCAUUGAGAGAUGCCUUUGUCAGCUCUGGCACCCUACACCACUUCAAAAUGCUGGAAGAUGCUUCUGCCUAUUCCUUGCCCUUGGCACAGGCUGAAGAGGUCACGCAAGCCGUCCGGAGUGCAUUGGCAUGAGGCCCGCCUUUCGACGUUCUCGACCUGAACGCCUUGAAGCAUUUUGGGUGAAGAUGCACACGAGUGUUGGGGUACGUUAUUAGUAUCCUUUGUGGGUGUGCACUGGAUAUAUACUUGGACAUGGACCUGGUGUUUGGAGGACUUGGAAAGUCUUUUGAUGGCAUGAUCCGCGCACAAGACCACCUGGAAUGCCGAUCCAACCAGCAAUAGCGAAUGGCCCUCUGCGUGUUGCCUGUUGACUGGCAAAUGCCCGGCAGAAGCAGUUCAGGAUGACGGAGAACUGACUAAAUGACAGAAAGAAAGCUAUGACAGCGCGUCCAAAAAGGUGAGCGACUUGGUCCAGCUGCCUCACAAAUCCUCACAGAUCAUUGUGCUGUC
Molecule: messenger RNA, 1414 nt
Organism: Durusdinium trenchii
Lineage: Eukaryota; Dinophyceae; Suessiales; Symbiodiniaceae
Source: the annotation of a GenBank genome assembly